AUGAUUCCGAACACCAACUUUUUCUUCGGGUCUAGUAAUGUUAAUCCCAACAACGUGAAUGAUAUGGUGAAUCAGCAUCAUCAGCAAAAUACAACCACGACGACUACAUCCACAAAUCCAGAAUAUGAAGUUAGAAAUUUCAGUUCACCACAUAUUGGCUCCCAACAACAACAGCUACAGCGACCACCACCAACAAUGCCGAUGAGCUUAUCGUUAGGACAAUACCAACAAGGCUUUCAUCAGCAAGCUCCUUCAUCAUCUUUCAUUCGGAUCAACCCGAACACAACAACCACAACCAUCAUCAGCAACAAUACUAAUUUUAAUAACAAUGCAUCCACACAAUAUUCAGUUACAAAUUUAUUUUCCGUGCCGUCAUCAAGCAUUUCACAACAACAGCAAUUUUCACAACCUCACUUUUUAACAAACUCCCAAACCCCACAAAAUCAUCCUUCCAUGACGACAAUCAUGACUCAACCACAAAUGAAUGAAAUUAUCAACCUACCAAUUAAUAGCCAUCCACACAGCACUCUUUCUCCGCAAAUACGACAACCUAUUCUUCCACCACCUCCUUCUUUGAAUAUCCAGCAACAAUAUCAACAUCCAUCCGUCAAUGCCACAGGUCAAACAUCCAUUCUCGACUCGAGUUCUACAGUUCGCGCAAGCGACCUCCUUGUAGCAUCAAAAAUUGACCAAUUCUGUUCUCCUUUUUCAUCUAUUUCACCUCAAUCGCUCAACGCAACUAGUUCAUCAAUAAGUUCAACAUCUUCCUCUUCUAGUGGCUCUUCAUCGUCGUGGCCUUCUACUCUCCAAGACCCCAACUUUACAAAAAAUGUUCUAAAUGUCACACAAGGUAAACAUGAAACAUCAUGUUUAUUAUGCAAAAUUCGACACAGAAAAUGUGAUUACUGUUAUCCAUUUUGCACCCAUUGCUCCAAAGAGGGUCGAACAUUUUGCUUGUAUCUUCAAGGAAAAAAAACAUCAAAACAGCAAGAAGAACAAGACCUGAAAAAUGAUAUGUUUGUCGUAACAGGAGAUGAGGAAGAUAAUAUUUCUAAAAACAUAACAAGAGAAAAUAUGGACACAAUUUACAAAAAUGUGCACAAUAACAUUUCUGGCAUCAAAUGCGGACCUGAAAUUACUAGCAAGUUAUCUUAUUCGUUAGCCAUGAAACUCAUGGGGAAAAUUCUUCCAGUGGCGGAACGAGAUCUUCUUUCUCAAUUACUGAAAGUUUCUCUUGCACCUCAAAACGAAAAAUUUGUUGGAAAUUUAGAAUAUUUCUACAAAUAUUUUAAUACACUCGAAGAUACAGAUCGUGCCAUGAUGUAUAUUCUUCAAUGUCUAUGUUUACAAAGAAUUGGAGAGAAAAAAUUAGGAAGAGAGCAAUUUGAAAAAGCUAGAUCCAAAAUGUCAACUAUAUUUGAUCAUGUGUCAAAUUUCAAAUUAGUGUCAGUUUAUGCAUUGGUGGUGGCCUAUCUUGUAGGCGAAGGAGAAAAACAAAAAGCGGAAUAUUAUUUAAAUCAUGUGAAAUUUUAUGUAAAAGAAUUUCAGCCGACAUCUGAGAACGCUCAUUAUUUAUUGAGAACCGCUCUCUUUUCAGAGUCUUUUCUGCAAAGCAAUAACUAUGAUCAAUUGCUUACUCAUUUCGAGAAUAUUCUAGUCUUUUUUACUCCCAAAGAGGCAGCAUCAUAUAGUCUAUCGGAAGAUGCAGCAGAGACUGUUUCCAAAUACGUCGCUAGUUCAAAUGAGCAAAUUUUCUCCGCAAAAGAGCCCAAAACACCAAAUCCAGAAAAAGCACAACUAAAGAAACAACUGGCAGAGUUGAAACAUUUUGUGGACAAGAAUAAGCAAGAGUAUCCAAUUGGAUUCCACCAAUUAUUUGAUUCUCUGUCAACGAGUUCUGAAGGCAGUGAGCAUGACGAUGAAUUUAAUGACAGUCAGCAAGAAGAGCCAAAUGAAAACGUGGAAAAGAAAAUCAAACAAAUUAAUAUAGCAAUAGAAAAUAUCAAAGCAAUUUUUGGAACAACAGAUUACAUUGGGAACAUGUUCAUGACAUUUCUUUAUUCAAUUGUGAUUUUGAGGAAGCAUAGAUCAUUUAAGGGUGAAAUAUCACUUGAGGCCAUCAAAUAUGCAGAUUUAAUCUCAAAAACAACGCAAUAUGACGAUUUUAUUUAUUCCUCAUUUCCAUGCUCUGUACCAAUUUCACUUGCUUGCAAGGUACAUUUGCAAUCACUGAAGAAUAUCUUAAACAACUCGACUUCACUCAUUAUUGCCGAGUAUGCAGAAAAAUUGAUCACCUAUCUUAACAUGGAUUAUAAUGCACUGAAAAUGCUGGCCAAUCGAUUUCAGCUGGUAGAUCAAAAGUACAACAAGCUGCUGCUGGAAACAUUAGCCACGCUGGAAAAUUUUCAACAAAUGAAGGAGAACGACCCGACACGAUUUAUCUCAUUGCAGCACCUUUCACAAUACAUGAACGUUUUCUAA
Molecule: messenger RNA, 2481 nt
Organism: Naegleria fowleri
Lineage: Eukaryota; Heterolobosea; Eutetramitea; Acrasida; Naegleriidae
Exons: 2
Coding region: 1-2481 (826 amino acids)
Biological process (GO): regulation of DNA-templated transcription
Molecular function (GO): zinc ion binding; DNA-binding transcription factor activity, RNA polymerase II-specific
Source: RefSeq, a predicted model, not a curated record